AUGGGUCUGGUCGACUAUGAAUGCAUUGAUGGAGUUGCACCUUCUUUGUCCCAAAAGGAAACAGGAAGAAUGAAAGAAAGGUCUAAAUACGAGCUGAGCUCAUCUAAUGGAUUGGUUCUACGGCAUACCCAGGGGUCUGCGGUUACAUACCAUGAGAAUGUUACGUUUAUGGAAGGCCAGCCAAAAUAUGGAGACGAUUUUGUUGCGUGGAGCCUCUGGGAGAUCAAGCUCCAUCGCAAGGCAGACUGA
Clonostachys rhizophaga is the source of this 249-nucleotide messenger RNA. The record is from the annotation of a GenBank genome assembly. NCBI's taxonomy places the organism in Eukaryota, Fungi, Ascomycota, Sordariomycetes, Hypocreales, Bionectriaceae.